Messenger RNA from Ilex paraguariensis (yerba mate), 420 nucleotides. NCBI's taxonomy places the organism in Eukaryota, Viridiplantae, Streptophyta, Magnoliopsida, Aquifoliales, Aquifoliaceae. The record is from the annotation of a GenBank genome assembly.
AUGGCAUCUAAGUCUAUUCUAUUGGUGUUUCUCGUUUUUUCUUGGUGGGUUUUUGUGGGUUCCACUCCACUAGGCCUUGAAGAACAAGGAGGAGGAGGAGGAAACCCUAUUUCGUCAAUGCCAUGCGUGCAAAAAUUGCUUGUAUGCGAACCCUACUUGAAGUCACACACCACUCCACCACCCUCAUGCUGCAUUCCAUUGAAGGAGAUGCUCGCGAACGAAAGCAAGUGCCUCUGCACCGUCUUUAAUGACGCUGCCAUAAUGAAGAGUCUCAAUGUGACCAAGGACGAGGCUUUACAAUUUCCAAAGUAUUGUGGAGCCACUGCAAACUUAGCCCUUUGCAACACCGAUUCUACACCAACAGGUUCACCAGCAACCCCAACUGCUCCUUCUACUUCUUCUUCCAGCAGUGAGUCCUAA